CAGAAUGCAAACUUAUGUAUCAGAGGACAGCAGUAAUGGCACCUCGUUCUCUAUCUGUUGACCCACUCACAUAUAUACUGGGUAAUCAUUACUCUAUGGUGAUAGCAGACGAUGCGUACUGUAGUAGUUUUGGUGUUCCUGCUACAGGUGGUGUUAGUGUGGACGUCUCCUGCUCCUUCGCCUUUCUGGGAAAACUUCAUCCAAGAGGAUGAAACGGAGGCCGAUGAAGGACUGACUGAGCAACUCAUGGAGAUUGGAGAGUCACUUUUUGGCAUGCCAAAGACUGAGUCAGGAGAUGCAGUAUCUAGAUGGAGUCCAGAGAUGGAUCUAAAUCCUGAGGAGUUAGGGGAGUACGCUCAGGGAGAUCUGCUGAUACCAGCCACCUCCGAGAGGGAAGCUCGGAAUGGACUCAAAGCUGCUUCCACACACUGGCCUAAGGGCAUCGUCCCAUAUGAGAUCAGUCCUUACUUCAAUCAGCGUGACCAGUCUAUGAUUAACGAAGCUAUUGCCGAGUAUCGGAAGUUAACCUGUGUCAAGUGGGUGCCGCGGACUGGUAGUGAGAGAGAUUACGUUUACAUCACUAACAGCAACACUGGAUGUUGGUCCUCGGUGGGCCGGAUCGGCGGACGACAAGAACUCAACCUUCAGAGUCCAGGAUGCCUCACCAAGAAGGGCACGGUUAUGCAUGAAAUGAUGCACGCAAUUGGUUUUCUCCAUGAACAAAACAGAUGGGAAAGGGACAAGCAUGUAACAGUCAACUACCAGAACAUCCAGUCCGGCAGAGAAAACAAUUUUGAAAAAGCAAAAAAGAAGGAAACUGAUAACCAGGGAGUGGCUUAUGACUAUCGCAGUGUGAUGCAUUACUCUGCCAAUGCUUUUUCUAGGAACGGACAACCCACCAUAGUCCCCAAGACAAGAGGAGUUACACUUGGCCAAAGAGAAAAUCUGAGUAGAAAAGAUGUUCAGAAAAUACGCCACAUGUACAAAUGCAAAUAAAAAAGUUGUUAUGUUGUA
Molecule: messenger RNA, 1014 nt
Organism: Macrosteles quadrilineatus (aster leafhopper)
Lineage: Eukaryota; Metazoa; Arthropoda; Insecta; Hemiptera; Cicadellidae
Product: zinc metalloproteinase nas-15-like
Exons: 6
Coding region: 112-996 (294 amino acids)
Biological process (GO): proteolysis
Molecular function (GO): zinc ion binding; metalloendopeptidase activity
Source: RefSeq, a predicted model, not a curated record